Spodoptera litura is the source of this 4136-nucleotide messenger RNA. Its product is annotated as glutamine--fructose-6-phosphate aminotransferase [isomerizing] 1. The record is from RefSeq and is a predicted model, not a curated record. Lineage: Eukaryota; Metazoa; Arthropoda; Insecta; Lepidoptera; Noctuidae. Gene Ontology annotation, biological process: fructose 6-phosphate metabolic process; protein N-linked glycosylation; UDP-N-acetylglucosamine metabolic process. Gene Ontology annotation, molecular function: carbohydrate derivative binding; L-glutamine:D-fructose-6-phosphate transaminase (isomerizing) activity.
UUGUGGGGUGGUCGAGUUUUCGCCGCUGAUUAUUUACUUACGUUAGCAGUGAGGUGUUGAUAACGAAACACGAUGACGUGUGCUUUGCCGUAAGUGAAAGUAACUUAUUAGUGGUAGGAGCGAUACGCGUAGGCCUUCAAUAUCUGUUGUGUAUUGUAGCAACUGCAGUCUGCCGCGAACCGUGGUUUUGUACGCUCGGGUCCAUUAUAACGUUCUGCUUCGUUUACGAUGUGUGGAAUUUUUGCAUAUAUUAAUCACCUAACGCCUAAAACUAGGCGAGAAAUAUUAGAAUUGUUAGUUACUGGAUUGAAACGAUUGGAAUACCGUGGGUAUGAUUCAGCAGGCGUAGCUGUAGAUGCCGCUGAUCAGAAAGACAUAGCUGUCCUUAAACGAAGUGGCAAAGUAGCCGCUCUUGAAGAACUGUUGCAGGAGCACAGCAUUGAUCUAUCAGUAGAAGACUGUGUGGAAUCGCACUGCGGCAUCGCACACACGAGAUGGGCUACUCACGGUGAACCCAGCGCUGUCAACUCUCAUCCUCAGAGAUCUGGCGAAGACAACGCUUUCGUUGUCAUUCAUAAUGGAAUCAUCACUAACUACAAGGAAGUUAAAACUUUUCUUGAGAACAAGGGCUACACCUUUGAAUCCCAAACUGAUACGGAGGCCAUUGCCAAGCUGAUUCAUCACCUGUACAACCAGCACAAAGAUUACAGUUUCCAGGAGUUAGUUGAACAGGUAAUUCAGCAAUUAGAAGGUGCUUUUGCUUUGUGCUUCAAAUCUCGUUAUUUUCCAAAUGAGUGUGUGGCAACCCGCCGUGGUAGCCCUUUGCUUGUGGGAAUCAAAACUCGUCGUCGUCUCUCCAGUGACCAUGUACCAAUUAUGUACACAAACAACAAGGCAACCCGUGGUGUGGUGCCCUCUGUUCCCCGAGUAAACAGCCACGCUCACUUCCAACCUGAGGAAGAAAGAGAAGUUGAGUAUUUCUUUGCAUCAGAUGCCUCUGCUGUAAUUGAACACACCAACAGAGUGCUUUACUUUGAAGAUGAUGAUGUUGCUCAUAUCAAAGAUGGUGUCCUCAGCAUUCACCGUCUCUCUGGCAGCAGCACUGACCCACAUCAGAGGGAAAUUUUCACUCUGAAGCUUGAACUACAACAAAUUAUGAAAGGCAACUAUGACUACUUCAUGCAAAAGGAAAUCUUUGAACAACCAGAGUCUAUUGUAAACACUAUGAGAGGCCGUCUUAACUUUGCUGACAGCACAGUGACCUUAGGAGGCAUUAAAGAUUACAUUCCUGAAAUAAAGCGAUGCAGACGAUUGAUGUUAAUAGGAUGUGGAACUAGCUACCACAGUGCUGUGGCUACUCGGCAGCUCCUAGAAGAGUUAACCGAGCUGCCUGUAAUGGUGGAGUUGGCUUCUGACUUCUUAGACAGGAAUACACCUGUGUUCCGUGAUGAUGUUUGCUUUUUCAUAUCUCAGUCUGGAGAAACUGCAGACACUCUCAUGGCUCUUCGAUACUGCAAACGUCAUGGUGCCCUCAUUGUUGGUAUAACUAACACUGUGGGAAGUUCCAUCUGUCGCGAAUCUCAUUGCGGAGUGCACAUCAACGCGGGCCCUGAAAUCGGUGUCGCGUCUACAAAAGCCUACACAUCACAGUUUGUAUCUUUAGUAAUGUUUGCUCUCGUAAUCAGCGAAGAUCGUAUUUCACUGCAAAAAAGACGUGCAGAUAUAAUUGAAGGGCUCCAUCAAUUGGACACCAAGAUUCGACAGGUGCUAGCUUUAGAUAAUGAAGUGAAGAAACUAGCUGAAGAUCUCUACCGUCAACGGUCUCUACUAAUCAUGGGUCGCGGAUACAACUUUGCCACUUGCCUGGAAGGUGCCUUGAAAGUAAAAGAAUUGACGUACAUGCACAGCGAGGGUAUUAUGGCCGGCGAACUUAAACACGGCCCGCUGGCAUUAAUUGACGACUCGAUGCCAGUUGUCAUGAUCGUAAUGCGCGACCCGGUAUACACAAAAUGCAUGAAUGCACUUCAACAAGUGACUGCCCGUCAAGGCCGUCCAAUCCUUAUUUGUGAAGAAGGUGAUAAAGACACAAUGGCAUUCGCGUCGAGGUGUCUUCAAAUACCUAAAACAGUUGACUGCCUCCAAGGAGUCCUGUCAGUCAUCCCUAUGCAGCUUCUCGCGUACCAUAUCGCUGUUUUACGUGACUGCAACGUCGACUGUCCUCGCAAUCUCGCUAAAUCGGUUACAGUGGAGUAGGUAGCUUCGUACUUUAAAAGCAUCUCCGUACAGCUAUAGUUGAUAGCAUUGUAUGUAUAGUUAAGUCAGAGAUGGUUAACUAAGUUGACGAAAAAUUAUUAUUACUCAGUAAUGGACCAAAAGAGUGUGGAUAAUAUUGUUGUGAAAUAAAUUCGACAAUACUUUGGUUAUACUGAGAGUUUUUGAACGAAUGAUUGGGAUUUUUAAAUUAGCUCAUCAUUAUGCAUGAUUGAUGAAUUGAAACUCAUCAAUCAAUGUACCAUACUAGGCACAUAAUGUGUAAUAGUGCUAGUAAUGUUAGGAACUGAUUGUAAAGUUAUGUUUAUAAUAUAUAUUUUAAUUGCUUUGUUUCCUGAUAUUUUUUAUACAUUCCGAAAAUUGGAAUCGAUAUUCUAACUAAAGAGUUCCAUUGACAUUCCAUUACUUUGUCAAUACGCGCCUAGUUGUUUGGGCCUAGCAUUUUAAUAGGUAUUAUGACUUUGCAGACUAGACGGAUCAAGGCCAUGCCUCUCGCUUGCAAACUUACCAUCUGCACAUACCGUAUCGCCGUAUGUUAAUAAAUUGCAAACAAAAUAACGUCUUUUUAGUUUUACGAGGAUAAGAUCAGCAGUACUUGCCAACUGUACCUACUACUAAGCUGAUAAUAUAAUUAUUAAACUUUAUUAUUGAACUAGAUGUAACGGACAUCCUCAAAUGUGUGUCAAUAUCUAUCAACGUUAUUACCACAUUUUUUUCGUAUUUGCUUUUAUAGUGAGAUUUGAUGACGUACUGUUCUUUUUAUUUUAUAAUGUCUACAUAGUCAUUAAAUCUGAGAAAAGAAACGUUACUAAUUUAGAACACGGAAAUUUUGAAUCAGAUUCUGGAAAAUGUGUAAAUAAUAAAUACCAGUUUACCAAUUUGAAGUCUAAGUUUGUUACUUAAAAUAUAAAAUGUAUAAUGAAAUACUGUGUACGAUAAGUAUUUACUAUCUUUAUAUCAACAAAAUUUAUUUUCCAUGUUUUAAAAUUUAUUUUUACAGAUGUUAUGACGUGAUAAGUGUAUAUUUUAUCAAUAAUCUGAUAGUCGAGAGUUAAAAAAAUAUUUCGAUCAGAUUGUUAUAUUUCUUUGAAUUUUAAAACAAAUAUAUAUUUGUAAGGAAAUCAACCUGUGGUCUGUAGGUAGCUAUAAAUAGAGACUCCGAAUCGAUACCUGUGUCGAUACUCAGGCAGAUAGGAAGACGAAUUUAAUUCGUCUACUAAUCCUGCGCUUACAUCAGUCCAAAGGGUUGGUUAUUUUUUUAAACAUCACAUUCUAUUGAGAUUUUUAGUAUGUACCUAUCUAUAUGUAUAAUUUGUAUAUACAUUAGAGUUAAUAUGUGCUAGAUUUAGAUUAUUAAUAUAUGAUUCAUUUAAAUUGAUGUACCUAUAUAUAAUGAAUCUAUCGUAUUAGAAUAAGUUACAUAUUAAAUAUAAUUAUAAUUUAAUGUGUCAAACAAUGUUUGAAAUACUCGAGUCAAUGAUGGUGUGUAUUACGUUGUAACUACAUCAGUUCAACAUUUGUGACGCCGAAUUGUAUGCCACUUUUACAAAGAAUUAGAUUCAACCACCAUUCAUUUCAAUUCUAGUUUUCGAUUAAGUUUGAAAACAAGGAAAUGUGAGAUAAGAACGCACUUAAUGAAUUUGAUAACGAGCGAUUACACUGACGUUAAAUUUUCAUAGUCGUAUUUCCUUGAAAUAGACGAGUAUCUGAAAAUAUAAAUGUAUUUAAUGCUUACCAAUGCAGUGUAACUUGGGGGCCUGCACUUCCUUCUGUGUUCUUCUUGUGUUGUACCUUGUUGUUUUUAUUUGUUUAACAUUAUUGCUUAUUCGGAAUGUAGGUACUAUAGUGCUCUCCCUUAAAUUAUA